GUCCGCGUCUCGACGAAACGGCGCGGUCGCAAUAUCGAGCGACCCGGUGACCUCUCCGGCCGGUGGAAUUGAUUAUUUUCAGGAGAGCGCGAGAGAGGUCCCCCCUUUGAAAUGUACGUAGCGUCGGCUAGGCAUGACGCCGGGCUAAGGUAGUCCGUCAUGGAGAGCCGCUCGGGCAGCAUAAAGGACCCGAUGUAUUAUCCGGAGAACGACGGCACGUCGAGCGGCGGCGGCGGCAGCGAGCAACAAGACAAGAGCCAGCGCAGCUCCCUCAACAGCCAGGAGAUCAGCCUGGAUGACCCCAACGCGCUCAAGGUACCGCGCAAAUUCAUCACCAACUGGCGGCAGGCGUGCGACCGUACCAAGGACCGGACCAAGGACCUUCUGAAGAGAUGGCGAACGACCAGCAGCAACGUCGACGAGAUCGCGAUCGCGCCCGUCGUCGUCCCCGAACAGCUGGAGCAGCCCGGCUGGAGCGUGCACGUCUGGACGACCUGGGUGAGCCGCUUUCCGAGUGACGACAGUUUAUCCGCCUUUGACUUCAGUAAAAGCGGAGGCUCGGAGGCCUUAGCUCUCAUUCAACGUGAUAAAUUCACACACUUUUUUACGCACCUCUUAGACCACGACAGAGACGGUUACAUCAGCAGGAAGGAUUUUACAUUAUUCUCCGAGCGUUUGAGAAGAUUUGCGGACUGGUCGUGGAACGGUCCGGAGUACCUGAGGCUUCUGGAGAUCGAGAAUGGAUUCGCCGGAUUGAUCCUUCAGAAUAAGAAAGGGCCCGUGGAGCCGGAUAAAAAGAUCAAUCUUGAAGAUUGGCUGUCCUGGUGGGCGCAGAUAGUCGCACCGCCGGACGGCGCCAGUUACAACGAUAUGCCAUUCUGGAUCAAAGUCAUGCCCAGAGUGUUUUUCCUCGCCAUAAACAGCUCCGGGAACGGGAUGAUCAGCAAGAAGGAACUCGCGGCCUUCUACGGAUCCGUGGUCGGUCUGGACACCGACAGGAUAAACAAGUGCCUGGACAUCGCCUACAGCUCUAUGACUUCGAAUGGAGACCAUCCUCUCGGCUGGGCGCAGUAUCAGUUAGUGUUCGCCAAUUUUCUGUUCGGCCGCGGCCCGUUCGGCCCGGGAGAACAUUUCCUGGGCAUGACGGACUCCUGCAUGAUUCGCGGUAAUACCAUACCGUUCCCGAUCGAUUAUUCCGCGAUGAACACACCGCGGGACAAAUUAGAGGUGUACAGUCCCCAUUGCAAGAGCAACAGGCGAAGCGUCGUAGUCUAACGGUGAAGUCAUCGUAAGAGAGAGUGAGAGAGAGUUCCUUCUGAUUAGUGAUGCAACGUGCACAGUCAUUCCUCGAGUGCCUAAUACCGUGUAUCAUAUAUGCCGAAUAUGUGUUUGAUAUGAAUUUAGUCAAUCGCGGAAAGAUCUCGAUGUGAAAAAGGAUUGAAGGAAAUUAUAAUGUCCAUUUUGCACAAGUAUUUUACAACGUACCUACAAAAAGAGUUCGAUGAUAAGAAUUAACGGUACCGCAUCGUAAUACACCGUCACACUGCCAUUUACCUUAUGGGAAUAUUAUGUGUAUAUCCCUCACACAUAGCAAACGUGUGUCUAAUUUUAGGUCGAAUAUAUGUAGAACACAAAGAGAACUUAAUUAAUUUAAAAAAUAAAAGAAACACGCAAUCGAUUAACGUCGGAAUUUUCGCCAAGUGUUUAUCUCCACGUGUAG
Temnothorax curvispinosus is the source of this 1720-nucleotide messenger RNA. RefSeq lists its product as uncharacterized. Lineage: Eukaryota; Metazoa; Arthropoda; Insecta; Hymenoptera; Formicidae. The transcript is spliced from 4 exons. Bases 160 to 1275 code for a protein of 371 amino acids. The record is from RefSeq and is a predicted model, not a curated record.